AUGCCUGUCAUGAAGGGCCUCCUCGCUCCACAAAACACCUUCCUGGACACCAUCGCCAACCAUUUUGACGGCACCCACAGUAACUUCCUGCUUGGAAAUGCCCAAGGGCGCCAUGGCUACCCUAUCGUGUACUGCUCUGAUGGCUUCUGUGAGCUGACUGGCUUUGUUCGGACUGAGGUGAUGCAGAAAACGUGUACCUGCAGCUUCCUGCAUGGAGCCGAGACCAAUGAGAGCAUAAUCCAGCAGGUGGACAAAGCUCUGGAGGGCCAGCAGGAGUUCCAGGGAGAAGUUUGCUUCUACAGGAAAAAUGGAAAUCCAUUUUGGUGCUUGCUGGAUAUUGUGCCCAUAAAAAAUGAGAAGGGUGAGGUGGUGCUGUUCCUCCUAUCCUUCAAAGAUGUCAGUGAGACUCAUGGGAAAAGGCAUCGCUUCAGCCAAGGAGACGGUAUGUCAGAGGGUGCACAUGAGACAGUCAAAAGCAACAGAUCACAAUUUUCCCAAGCUCGAGAGAGGGGGAGGACAAUCUUGCAGCACCUCAGAAACCUGUUUCCAAAGAGGGGCAAAAGGAAAAUGGCCAGCAGUGUGUUUCAGAAACCGUCCCUUCCUGAGUAUAAGGUUGCAGCUGUGAAGAAGUCACGUUUCAUCCUGCUUCACUACAGCAUCUCUAAGGCCUUGUGGGAUUGGCUUAUUCUACUGGCGACCUUCUACGUCGCUGUGGCCGUGCCCUAUGAUAUCUGUUUUGUCAGCCAUGAUGAGGGCAGUGACCAUCACUCGUUCAUCAGUCGCAGCACUAUAGGCACUGACAUUGCUGUGGAGAUGCUCUUCAUACUCGAUAUCAUCCUGAAUUUCCGCACCACAUAUGUGAGUCAGUCUGGUCAGGUGGUGUAUGACGCUCGAUCAAUCUACCUCCACUACUGCACCACUUGGUUCUUUGUUGAUCUGAUCGCUGCUCUGCCCUUUGACCUUCUCUAUGUCUUCAACAUCACAGUGACUUCGCUGGUGCACCUGCUGAAAACAGUUCGUCUUCUGCGUCUGCUGCGCCUUCUCCAGAAACUAGACCGCUACUCCCAGUACAGUGCUGUGGUUCUGACCCUGCUCAUGUCUGUGUUUGCUCUGCUGGCUCAUUGGAUGGCCUGUGUGUGGUAUGUGAUUGGACGCCAAGAGAUCGAAAGCAGUGAUCCAGUUACCUGGGAUAUAGGUUGGCUUCAGGAACUGGGAAAGCGUCUGGACACGCCAUACAUCAACAGCACCAUGGGUGGUCCCUCCAUGCCAAGCGCCUACAUCGCCUCUCUCUACUUCACCCUCAGCAGCCUCACCAGUGUCGGUUUUGGCAAUGUGUGUGCUAACACAGACGCAGAGAAAAUCUUCUCCAUUUGCAUCAUGCUCAUUGGUGCACUGAUGCAUGCAGUCGUGUUUGGAAACGUGACAGCCAUCAUCCAGCGCAUGUACUCCCGGCGCUCUCUCUAUCACACCCGGAUGAAGGACCUAAAGGACUUCAUCCGGGUGCACCGGCUUCCUCAGCAGCUGAAGCAGAGGAUGCUGGAGUACUUUCAGGCCACCUGGUCGGUCAAUAAUGGCAUCAAUGCCAAUGAGCUGCUGCAUGACUUCCCCGAUGAGCUGCGCGCUGAUAUUGCCAUGCAUCUAAACAAAGACAUCCUGCAGCUGCCUGUAUUUGAGCGAGCCAGCCGAGGUUGUCUGCGCUCCCUCUCCCUACACAUCAAGACGUCUUUCUGUGCACCAGGAGAAUACCUCAUACGCCACGGAGACGCACUGCAAGCCAACUAUUUUGUCUGCUCUGGCUCCUUGGAGGUUCUCAAAGAUGGCAUGGUCCUGGCCAUUCUGGGUAAAGGUGACCUUAUUGGGGCAGACCUCCCAGAACAGGACAAGGUGAUCAAGACAAACGCAGACGUGAAGGCACUGACCUACUGUGACCUUCAGUACAUCAGUGUUAGGGCUUUGAGGGAAGUCCUCGGGCUGUACCCAGAGUACGGCAGCAGAUUCAGCUCUGACAUUCAUCAAAACCUCACCUACAACCUGAGAGAAGGCAGUGAUACUGAUGGUGUAACAAAGUUUCAGUCGUCCACCAGGCUGUUGCAGGCUCGUGGCUCCGUGGACCAUAAACUGCCCUUUAUUAUUGAGUCAGACGACGCUGAGCAUGGAGAAGACGUAAGACACUUUCAGCAGAAAAAGCUUCCUCUUUUACAUGAAACGGGCAGCCCAGUCCGUCAGCCCUACCUCAGCAGCCUGUUAGGGGAGGAGCUCCGCCACAUUAAUGCCCUACGGCUCUGUCGCUCACCCAUUCAGGGUGGAAGAGGCCGCAGCCCCUCUCCUCAGCCGUUCCUCUCUGAGGAGCUCUCUCCUCCUUCUCUGUCAGGUCUUACGGGGGACUCAGGGUUGAACCAUCGGCCUGCAAAGCUGCUCAUGCCAUCCUUACCUUGUGUUAGUCCGCUGAACCUUAGUCCAAGGGUUGUGGAUGGGAUUGAGGACAAUGGGCACACUUUUCAGUUUAAUGUGGAGCAGCAGGACACAAAGACUAAUGCAACAGACCGCUUUCAGAUGAGUGCUAACCUCCUCAUAGAGACGGAAGAAGUGAGACAGAACGUCAGCACUCUAAAUAAAGAGGUGAACAGCUUGAAUGAAGAAGUAUCCAACCUGGCCAAGGAGCUCCAUGACAUGAUGCAUUUCCUACAGUCACACAUGGCAAUGCUCCAGUAUCCCCCCAAAGUUUCUUCAUAUUAUAAUGGCAUCCAAAUGUCACCCACUGUUACAGCCUCCAGCAGCUGGCAGCCUCAUGUCCCUUUAAACAUUGCCACUGGGCUGCACCUCCAUCAUGAAGCCAUCACCCACCCUGCCAGAAACAUGUGGGGCUGCAGUGGGAUGUCCUCCCAAGCCAGGAGUUCAAAUUUGCUGCACUCAUCAAGCCCCAUGUCAUCGUGUUUGCACCUGUGCUGCUCUGACAGAGAAGGGAAAACAGCACACAGGUUACAGGGCCAGCAGUGUAGCCCUUUCCAAACCUCCAGAACCACACCAAACUCUCCCUAUAUGACCCACCAGCAUGCCCAGGCAGGACCGUCCCUUCUCAGUCCUGCCUUCGGCACUUUCCCGGUGGUCUGUCAGGCUCCACAGUUGGCCUACAAUGCCUCCAUUCCCACCAUCAGCAACUCUCACCCACUGUGUUCUCCUAUAAAUUCCAUCUAUUCAUCUCUGAGUGUCCAAACCAGCUCUGAUGCAACACAAAACCAGACCAACUCCCAGACUCCCAUCCAUUCCUCCAACACUCCCUCUGGCCUGCUGCAGUAUCAAACCACUUUCAGCUCUCUGAGCCCUUUGAGAGUCCACACAGGCCACAAUCAGAGCCAUCAGGGGGCCAUCAGUGGCCCCAGGCAGGGUGACCUGGUAGGAUCUAGUCCUAUUCAUCACAUACAGGAUGUGUCACGCUCUCUUCUGGGGCAGGUGACAGACAGAGACUGUAGAGCUUCUCUGUAUCAAGAGAGGAUGGACAAAUAUGACUAUCAGGACAUGAGCAGCAAUGCUCCAACUGUAGAAGUUCAAGCACCUCUCUUUGACAUGGAGGGAAUACAAACGCCACAAUGA
This is a messenger RNA of Cheilinus undulatus (humphead wrasse), 3591 nucleotides long. RefSeq names its product potassium voltage-gated channel, subfamily H (eag-related), member 4a (gene kcnh4a). Gene Ontology annotation, molecular function: voltage-gated potassium channel activity. The record is from RefSeq and is a predicted model, not a curated record. The transcript has 16 exons. The coding region runs from base 1 to 3591 and encodes 1196 amino acids. Gene Ontology annotation, cellular component: membrane. Gene Ontology annotation, biological process: potassium ion transmembrane transport; regulation of membrane potential. Lineage: Eukaryota; Metazoa; Chordata; Actinopteri; Labriformes; Labridae.